AUGGCGACGCCUUAUCGCAUCGGCACGCCCGGCACGCCAUGGGGCGACAAGGAGCGCGCCGACUGGCUGGCCUCGACCGAGGUGCAGCGCUCCUACACCGCCGACGUGCUCGACAAGCUCACGGCCCUACACGACCGCUUUGAGGUUCGGGAGUACGGCGCGCUCUCGGGGCCGAGCAAGGCUUGGCCGAGAGAUCGGUACCCGCUCUUCUCGGUCAGAACAAAGGGCUGGUCCGCAGCCAAGCCGAGCGUGCUGGUGACGGGCGGAGUUCACGGCUACGAGACGAGCGGCGUGCAGGGGGCGCUCCAAUUUUUGCACACGCUGCCCGACCGGUUCGUCGAGCGCUUCAACCUGCUCGUCUGUCCAUGCGUGAGCCCCUGGGGGUACGAGACGAUCCAGAGGUGGAAUGCGUUUGCCGUGGACCCCAACCGUUCCUUUGCGGAUGGGAGCUCGGAGGAGUCCAAGGCACUGAUCGAGCUCGUGGCGUCCAUGGAGGUUGAGCGGUGGCUGGUCCACGUGGACCUGCACGAGACGACCGAUGCGGACAAGCUGGAGUUCCGCCCUGCAAAGUUCGCGCGCGAUGGCCUCGCUCUCGACGCCGCCGGUGCCUACUUUGUCUCUGCGAUCCCCGACGGCUUCUACGUGGUUGGAGACUCUCUCAACCCGCAGCCGUCCUUCCAGGCCGCCGUGAUCGACGCGGUCAAGCGCGUGACGCACAUUGCGCCGCCGGACGAGGCGGGCAACAUCAUCGGCUCGCCAAUAGUGCAGGAGGGCGUGAUCAACUAUCCCGUGAAGGAGCUUGGCUUGUGCGCGAGCGUCGCUGCCGCCGCGUACUGCACCACGACCGAGGUGUACCCCGACAGCCCGCGAGCGAGCGACCAGAUCUGCAACGACGCGCAGGUUGCCGCAAUCACUGGCGCGCUCGAUUUCCUGUUGAACGAGGGCAUCACGUGA
This is a messenger RNA of Emiliania huxleyi CCMP1516, 954 nucleotides long. RefSeq lists its product as hypothetical. The record is from RefSeq and is a predicted model, not a curated record. Gene Ontology annotation, biological process: proteolysis. Bases 1 to 954 code for a protein of 317 amino acids. Gene Ontology annotation, molecular function: zinc ion binding; metallocarboxypeptidase activity. NCBI's taxonomy places the organism in Eukaryota, Haptophyta, Isochrysidales, Noelaerhabdaceae. The transcript has a single exon.